Molecule: messenger RNA, 972 nt
Organism: Leguminivora glycinivorella
Lineage: Eukaryota; Metazoa; Arthropoda; Insecta; Lepidoptera; Tortricidae
Product: periaxin-like
Exons: 2
Coding region: 139-897 (252 amino acids)
Source: RefSeq, a predicted model, not a curated record
UUAUAGUGCUGGCUGAUCUAAAUCCAUGGAGAUUAACCUAUCGGCUUUAUUGUUGGAACGAAAUUUACCUAAAGCGAAAUUUGGUUGUUUGCCAUACGGCUUAUAUCCUUCGUCAAGAGCGCAGGUAAGCAAAACACCAUGAAACUUCUACUGUUGACUUUGUUCGUCGCGGUGGGCUUCGCCAACCCCAUCCCCACGGAUCCCUCCGGCGAUGCCGUGGAGGUGGUCGUCAACGGCCUUGCCGAGGGCGAGGCUCUGGAAAUCGGGCACAUCGUCGACGUCAAAGUGAAGGAAAUCGUGGAUGGGGAGGUCGCCGCCGUCUCUAACGCUCUCCAUCCGUUCACGGCCCAAGGUCUGGCCGAGGCUGCCGCCAUUGCCGAAGCUGAACAAGCUGCUGCUGUGCCUGCCAUCCCUGAAGUUAUUGUGCCUGAGCCCAUCGUUAUCCCCGAGCCUGUUCAACCUGAGGUUAUCCCCGCUCCUAUUGUUCUGCCUGAGCCUUCUGUACCUGAAGUGGUCCUGCCUGAACCCGCCGUCCCUGAGGUUAUCGUUCCUGAGCCCAUUGUCCUGCCUGAGCCCGCUGUCCCUGAGGUCAUCGUCCCUGAGCCCAUCGUGCUGCCUGAGCCUGCCGUACCUGAAGUGGUCCCUGAGCCCAUUAUUAUACCCGAGCCAGCUGUCCCUGAGGUCGUUGUCCCUGAACCAGAACCCGUUGCCGUCGUCGACCUUCCCGAGGUUGCCGACGCUCCCCAGGUCAACGGCGAGGUGUUCAACAACGGCAUCGUCUCCAUCACGGUGAACACACCCGAGGACGCUGGCGUCAUGGCUACGCUCUCCUCCUGGGUCAGCAUGAUGGUCAACUACGUCCACAGCGGAAUUGCUUACACUCAGCAACUCAUCUAAACUGUUAAAUAAAAUCCGUCAUACUUUGGAUUGUUUGUAAUCAGUAUAUUGACUUUAAGAUACAUUUGGCGGAUA